UGUUUUUUAUUGGUCCACUGCAUUGUCUUUGUUGUGUGUCGCGUGUUCUCCGUGUUUCCGUAGGUUUCUCUCCUCUCAUGGCGCUUCACCUUUACAUCGAUCUGCUCUCACAGCCAUCGCGAGCAAUCUACAUCUUUUGCCGGGUGAACAACAUUGAAGCCGAGAUCCAUCACUUAGACUUGAUGAAGGGGGAGCACCAGACGCCAGAGUACAAAGCUGUGAAUCCAAUGGGCCAAGUGCCUGCUAUUGUGGACAAUGGUUUCAAACUCUUCGAAAGCCAUGCUAUUCUUCGUUAUCUGGCAACAACGAAGCCUGGGGUUUCUAGUAACUGGUACCCAUCGGAUCCAUUACGAGGAGCUCGGAUCGAUAGCGUCCUGGAUUGGCACCAUGGAAAUCUGCGUCGUGGUGCAGCGGGCCUGUUUUUCAACGAAGUCCUGGCACCAUAUCUGGGCAUCCCCAAAGACGAGAGCAAACUUGCCGAGUUUGAUAAAACACUCCAAGCUUCAGUUGACACCAUUGAAAACGUGUGGCUCGAAGAGGGCGGCAAAUUCCUGUGCGGCGAGUCCGAGAUAACCAUUGCGGAUCUGAGCCUGGCUUGCGAAAUCAUCCAGCUCGAGGUUCUGAAGGACAAGUACGCUAGUCUGGUUGGUCCAAGAGACAAACUUAAAAAGUGGAUGCUUGAUGUUGAGGAAGCAGCCUCGCCUUACUUCCGUGACGCUCUCUCUAACUUAGCAGCGGCAACGACCAAGUGAAAGGCAUUACAGAAAGAAAGGUUUGCUUAUAUGUUUUCUUAGUCACCAAUCGGUGAUGAACAUGGUGUGUGGCGACUGAAGAUCGACUGAAGAUGUUAAGCAAGAGGGCUGGGAGAUUAAUAACUGAGUCCUUUUGCUAUUCCAAAGCUAUAAACUAGAAAAUGAAUGGAGGUUUCCCUGGGAAAAAA
This is a messenger RNA of Selaginella moellendorffii, 940 nucleotides long. RefSeq names its product glutathione S-transferase T1. Bases 78 to 752 code for a protein of 224 amino acids. The transcript is spliced from 7 exons. NCBI's taxonomy places the organism in Eukaryota, Viridiplantae, Streptophyta, Lycopodiopsida, Selaginellales, Selaginellaceae. The record is from RefSeq and is a predicted model, not a curated record.